Pecten maximus is the source of this 10279-nucleotide messenger RNA. Its product is annotated as la-related protein 6-like. Gene Ontology annotation, biological process: RNA processing. Gene Ontology annotation, molecular function: mRNA binding. The record is from RefSeq and is a predicted model, not a curated record. Gene Ontology annotation, cellular component: nucleus. Lineage: Eukaryota; Metazoa; Mollusca; Bivalvia; Pectinida; Pectinidae. The transcript has 2 exons. The coding region runs from base 151 to 1608 and encodes 485 amino acids.
AAACUUGACGUCAUCACAAGGACGUACACACGGCAGCAAGUCAAGAAGGCACGCAGUUUUGUGGGGGAUUCCUUACAAUUUUACUGCCUUAUAGACUGAAAGCUGUUUGUUUUGGACAAGUUACAGGUACAAUAAUUAUACCUGGAGACAAUGAGUGAGUCUGUUGUGAACGAAAACGUCCCUGUCAUUCAUGAAGUACCGGCUGACGACGGUAGUCCACCUGAACAGACGGUAGAAGAGGUAAACAACGUGGCCGCCUCUCCGUCCCUUGUGGCCCCGUUUCUUCGUGUAGAGCAAAUCAAAGAUGAAGACGGCACGAGCUCAGUGUACACGAGCGAAGAGGAGGGUGACGGUGACAGGGAUAAGUCUCCCGAACCGGAGUUUCAUCCUCCUACCGACGAAUUGCGUGACAAGAUAAUCAAACAGGUUGAAUUCUAUUUCUCUGAUGUCAACAUAUUGAAGGACGCGUUUUUGUUAAAACACGUUCGGAGAAAUAGGCAGGGGUAUGUAAGCAUAAAACUUAUUACUUCUUUUAAGAAAGUGAAGUCUUUAACAAAAGAUUACAGAGCUGUAGCCUACAGUUUGAGAAAUUCUGAUCAUCUUGAAGUGAAUGAAGAAGGCAAGAAGGUGAGACGGACAGAUCCACUGCCUGAAUAUGACGAAACAACACCAUCACGUUCUGUUGUUGCGGUUAAUCUCCCUAUGGAGACACCGUCAAUUGAAAAUGUAGCUGAACUUUUUUCAAAGUGUGGUGAGGUUUCAUUGAUUCGUAUCCUGCGUCCUGGCAAGAGUAUACCACAGGAUGUAAAAAAAUAUGCUGCUAAACACACUGAAAUUGGUACCACUAUCUGUUGUGUUGUAGAAUUCGAAAAGCAUGAGUCUGCUAAACUUGCCUGUGAUACAAUGACAGAUACUGAGGAUUGGAGAAAAGGUAUGCGAGUCAUGCUUCUUGCUCCUCAAAAAAGGAAAGAAAAAAAGAAGGAUAAGGAUGGAAAUGAAGAAAACGAUGGUGAUGACGGAGAGGAAAAUCAUGAAAAGAAAAAGAAAAGGAGGGAAAGAAGGAAGAAAAACAGAGUUGAUGAACUUGCACGUGAGAAUGACUCGUCUUAUGCCAGUAGUGGGUCUGAGGCUGAUACUCCUACUCCUUCAAAGCAUUCUAUCGCUCACCAUCAAAAAUCGCUCAGUCCAAAUCAUUUGGACCCCAAUAAACUAAGCCCAUCAAACUCACCCCGUUCUAGUCCAAGAUCUAGUCCAUUGACCAGCCCUCGGUCCCGCCGCAGAAAUCAGCAUACUAAAUCCCCACUGACACACGGAAGUCCUGGCAACAGUCCAAGGAAUAGUCCAAGAAGCAGUCCAGAAAUGAGUAGAAAGACUUAUGAUUACUCCUCUGGGGGAGAUAGUACCCCUUCUAGUCCUUGGGUACAACGGAGGCUCAAGGCUGCUCAGGAAAUCAGUCCACUAGCCAAUCAAACAACUCCUGGACGCAGUCCAAAUGGGAGACACCACAUGCUGGAUAUGGAAGGUGUGAUGCGACAACCCAAAGGUCCUGAUGGGACCCUUGGAUUUCAUCUUGGGCGUGGAAAACCAAGGAGCAGUACAUUUUCUUAAAUAUUGUGAAAAUAGAUUUAAUUUGUAUUUAAUCUAAACUUAGGUACCUGUAAGGGAAGUAAAAACAGAAAUCAAUUUAUCUCUUGCUUUUACUGUUGGAACUCUAUAUACAUGUAUAUAUAUAUUUGGCAAUCUAUAAUUAUAUACCCUGGUAUAUCAUUUUAUCUUUAGUGUAUCUGGUCUAAUAUAGCUGCCAAAUUUUACACAUAUAUUACCUCUUGGUUUAAGUAAAUGUAGCAUUUACCGAAUUACUAAUUACUACAUUUUGGUCUGAUACCCAACUCGAUACAGAGUUAGCAUUUGUCACUUUAUCUGGACAUCAUUUUGUAUCGUGUAUAUAUAGCUGGUAAUUGGAAUAGUCCAAUUUCAAGGAUAGACCUAGGUCUUUAUGUGUAAUGAUACUAAGAAUUUACCCUAUUUGGUCAAAUAAACACAUUGUUAACAGAAAUAAACCCCAAAAGGCUUUGAGUAAUUCCAACAAUAAGACUUAAAUACACUGAUCACGGAAAAUUUUCUUGUUCAAUUAAUGAGAGUGAUGGUUAUUAAUAUGAUGGAGAUUUGUAGUACAAUGUAUCUUGUCAUGUUCAUUUCAUACAGAAAGAUUUUAUUGGCUGAUUAGAGAGUUAAAGCAUUUUAUCUUUACGUUUAAAUAUUUUCAUCUUUUUUUUACCAGAAGAAAAGGUAUUGUGCCCUUGCAGGGCACAGAGCACUGAUCAUGAUUUGGUAAAAUAUUGUAUUGAUUCUGAAAUUGUUCCACUAUACAGAGUUGUGGCCCUUUGUUGAUAUAUGUUAUACCAAAGUGUGGCUAGAUGUCAACGGUUAUGGACUGCUUACAAUAGAAAUAAUCUGCCUUGUUGAAUUAAUAUGCAUUAAUGGUUUAUCUUUUUUGUCCUUUAUAUGUUACAAUUACCAAAUCAUAAUUGUUUAGUAGACCUUAUUUUAAAAACAAAGUGGAAUAUAUUAAUACAAUGUAUUUUCAUAAAUAUUAGAGAAAUAUUAUUUGUGACUUUUUUCAUAUGGGAAAAUAACACACUUAGUAUGUGGCCAUAGAGAAGAUACAGACAGUCUAUAUCAGUUUCAACAAUGACUGUAUAUAUGUAUGCAGAUAUUAUAUUAUCUACAUCAUACAUAGUUAGGUUUUACAUUUUUUAGAUGCUACCGACUGAAUUUGAAAUUUUAUUUGGUCAAAUAAGUCAAGUUAGAUUAAUUAUGUUUAAUGUAGCUAUUUCUGUCAUUGUUGUCAAUUACCAUUGAAUUAUAUUCAUUUGAUUCAUUACCUUUAAUAAGCUAUUUUUGGACUUGGCUUUUCACAUGAAAAAAAAAAUGUAUUGUUAAUCUAAAUUUAUAUUUAUGUAGAUAAGGCACCUACUUGGUCAAUCGUCAUGCUUCAUGAAGAUUUGUAGCAAAUUUAGAUAGAGAUUGAUUGUUUCAUAUAUAUCUAUCUAUAUACCACUGAAUUGAUUUGUCUCCAUGAAGAUUCACAACAUUUUCAGUCAUAGUAAGUGUUUACAGCUCGGUAGUGAAUGACAAAAUCUUGACCAACAAUAAUACAUGCUUUCAAAAUUUGUUAACAAAAACAUGGUAAUCAUGUACCAAGCAAAAAACUCUGAAAAAAUUUUAUAUGCCAUAGCUAUAGGCAUAGAUCAGAUCACCUGUAUUUUGACAUGAUUCUGAUUCUAGAGCUCAAGUCUUGUGACCGAUAUAAUAGAUUUCUCUGUAAAUUUGUAAUGUUCUUUAUAUUUUGAAAAAUGUUAACUGGUACCUUAUAAUAAUGUUUAUCCUGCAAUAAGCCCUGGGGUCAGUCUUUUGAAAUAUUUGACUAAACACUUUCUAGUGGAUUCCAGAGGCAAGCAAUGAGAAAAUCUUUCAACAAUAUACAACUGCAGUAUAUAGUUCAUCAAUCAAUAAGCCUUACUUCAAACUGUGAACUAGUCAAGGAAGAUUAAAAAGAAACCCUCUUUAUAACAUCAGCUAUUUCGUACAUUUGUGAUUUUUAAAAAUGAUUUAUAUGUAGAUGACAGAUGCACAGAGCUUUUAGAUAGGUGGUUUGUAUUGCAUCAGCCGACACCAUCCAACUUGAACAAGAAUUUUGAUUUGAGACAAAAUUCUGUUCUUUUUAUUUAUAGGAUUUUUUUCUCCGCAGUUACAGGUCUGUACUACAGGAUAUUGUAUCUAGGUUGAUCAAUGUAGAAUAUAUAUAUGACCAUUUCUAAAUAUUAUCGGUGUAUUUCACUUUGUUUUCUAUUUAUAGCUAGGCCAAUUCCAGCAGGAUACAUGUACACUGUACAGUACUUGGGUAUCAGUUGAUUUAUAUUAUACAUUUUGUGAUGCCCGUUACUAUCAGUUAAGUAUUAUCACCCGAAAAGCAAGAUCUGUACUUGGAUAUAUUAUAUGGCAUUGAUGCCAUUUGCUUUUUCCCGUUUUUGUUUAUAGACAUGUUGUUGAGUAUCAUAUAUUGAUAUCAUAGUGAUUGACACAUUUAUUGGCAUCCUAACAGUUUUGAAAAUAUUGUUUUAGAAGUAUUGCUCUCCUUCACAUUGACAUUUAAUAUAAUCAUUAACUAAUUUAAUCAAGUAGAGAAAUAAAAAGUAUUGAUAUGUUUAUGAAAUUUAAACACAAUACAAUGGUGUUUUCACCUCCUGUAUAUAUAGCUAUAGGAUUCAUACAGAUUAUAGCCUCAGACUUGGAGUUUACACAAAUUAAAAAGUUAAGUAGAAAAUCAGAAUUGUAUAACAUUCCAUUCAGAAAUUUAAAGUAAAUCUUUUCUAGUUUGUUGUAUGUCAAUUUAUACAGAUUUUGCCAGUGUAAAAAAUAAUGAUUCACAACCCUAUAACAAAACAAUUAAGCUGUGUGCUAAGAUAUAAAUUUAAUACAUGAAUAGUAUUUUGUUGGAAUAUAAGAUUAUUUUGACACUCCAUUACAUACAAAGUGUAUAAAUACUACCUCUCAUGCCAAUGAUUACAAGAUACAAAGUAUGUGUGAUUACUGAUAGAUAUCACAUGAAGAUUAACCACAUUGCUGUUUUGCAUGUUACUUGCUCCCUCGACAUCAUACAAAAUAACUGAAAAUAUCUAUAUCUGGACAAUAAGUCUUUCAUGUAUAUUCCGAUCAUAUGUUUCUGAUUUUUUUUUACUGAGUAAACUCUCACUUAUCUCCCUUUAUAGUUUAACUCUGUUUUACUGUCCACCAGCUCUCUAUACCAAUCACUUCUAAAGAUAAUUUUUCCAAAGUGUCAUUAUUUCUCCAAAGAUAUGGUAAUUUCUCCAAAGUAUGGUAAUUUCUCCAAAGGUUUAAAUUAUAUGUUAUCCAAACUAACUGUAUAUUUAGACACACUAUGGGGAUGUUAUCCAAACUAACUGUAUAUUUAGACACACUAUGGGGAUGUUAUCCAAACUAACUGUAUAUUUAGACACACUAUGGGGAUGCACAUAUUGUGCAGUCCAUUACCCCAUCAUUGCUUAUUUCUUGGAGUUCCGGCCCUUUUCAGCAUUGACUGGGCCAUUCUCAGUUUACUGUCUUAGGAACACUACUUUGGUAUUUGUUACAUGACGUGUAUGUAUGUUAUGAAUCAGGUUCCACACACAAUAUGAAGAUGAACAUAUCGGUAUACAAUGUGCAUGUAGCUAUUAACAUAAUUUUAUUUUCUUUGUUUACGCUUUUAAGUCACCAAAUACCAUAUGUACAUUCACAUUUGGAACAUUCAGCAUUCAUUCCUUUUCUCCUGCCUCAAGAUUGAAAAUCUCUUUGUAGCUAUUUGUAUUCAUUCUUUCUUAAAAGUUCUCCAUUACAAGAAAUAUUACACAUUUGCUCUGAAGUUUUUGAUUCUGUUAUACAGGCUGCAUGUUUCUGCUAUCUCUAAAGUUUUGGAUUCUUAGUGUCAUACAGACUGAAUGUUCCUGCUAUCUCUGACGGUUGGAUUUUAUAAUACAGGCAGCAUGCAUGUUCCUGCUAAGGCCUUGGUAGUUUCUUUCAAAGAGGAUAUUUAUGGAAACUCAUUUUGGUCCAGCAUAUCGGUGUUUAUUCUUCUAAGAACAUGUUUACACUGUAUCAUAUCAGCAUAUACUACAUAGUAUCCAAUUCAUGUACAUCUAAAUUACAUCAACUGAUCCUUUACUAGCCAGGCUAACACAAAUCAUACCUUAUUUGGCCUAAUAUAAUUAAGUGUAUUUGGUUUUGGUUUGGUUUUUUUUUCUCGAAUUCAUUUGCAUAUGUCAUUAAUUCUGUAACUCUUUUGAUGUAGUAACAUUUUUUCUUUUGUUGAAGCAAGUACAUCAUAAUGUACAUCAUAAUGGAAUAAAAAGGAAACUUAAUGGUUUGUCAUUGAAUUAUCAAUAAAUAUCUUUAACUUCUUUAUAUAUCUCAGAAUGAAUAUGUUGGUACUUUUCACAGUUGCCGAGAUAUUGAUAUUAUGACAUACUUUUGAAUUGGUAUUUAUUUUUAAUAUUUGACGAGAAACCGUUAAAUAUUUUCUAUAAUGGUUGUACAAUUUUGUUAAAUGUUUUACGUACUUUAAAGUUUGUUAUCGAAAAUGCAGUUAUCAGUGAUAACUUAUUGUUUCUUGUGCCUGUUCAAUGCAGUGAAUGAUUGGUUGUAACUUACAAUCUUUCUUUUUGUUCCCUACUUAAGGAAAAAUUUUGAAUGUUCCAAACAUAAUAAUAUAUAAACCUUUUGACAUGCAGUAGUGUAGAAUUAGUGAAUCAGUUUUAGUAUUAGAAGUCAUGUUAAUAUAUACUUGUGUCAGUCGUGGAUUUCUUCAAUUUGGACUAUUAUACCCUAGUAGAUAAAGUAGGGUUGAUGCUGUUCAUAUUAACUAACAACUUAAUUUAUAUCUUCUUUGAAAGUGAAAGCAUAAUAUUGAUAGUAUUGAUGCAGGAUAUUAAAGACCAAAGUUUCCCAUAUUUGCAAUAUUUUUUUUUUACUUCAGCAUUUAGAUUUUAUACUAUUUUUCUCAAUACAUGUAGAUAUACUAGAAAAUCAACAAAUGUCUGGCUUUUCAUGCAAAAAGUUUAAAAGAAUUGAUACAGAAAUCAUUUGUCAAUAGUUUACAAUUUUACCAUUUCAGUCUGUUAUUGUUUUUAUUUGUUUAUAGAUAAAUUUUAGAGAAAAUCACUGUUAUUGUAUGGCUUGUUUUUGUAAGAUAUAUAUUUUAUAAACAUUUUAUAUGCAUAUUUAUAAACAAAUGGUUAUGAUGAUGUAUUUGUUUGGAAAAACAACAUUUUAUCAUAUAUUUAGGAGAAAAGGAUUGCUAAGAGAAGAAAAAAUUAAAGGGCCAAAAUCUGUCACCUAAAAAAUACAUAUAGUGUGAUGGCACUAUUAGAGGAUCAGAUAAGACCAUAGGGACAAUUCUUAACCCACACUCCAUACAUACUUGGUAUGUACAUGUAAGUGUAUAUAAAGAUUAAUGUAUGGACUGUGGAUUGGGAAUUGUGGAAAGUCCCUGUGAAUAAGUCGAUUCUGUAGUAUAGUGAAUUUCUGGGUGUAUUUAAAUGGCACAGUUUUAAUAAGAUGUGUUGACUGUGUCAAUAUAUUUGUGUACAUAUAUGUAUAUUUUGUAUAUUUGAUGGAUGGACUGAGCUGUCUGCUAUUACACUAGGUUCUUAUAUUUUAAAACUAUUUUCUGAUGGCGUUUCAUAGUUCUUUAGUGCAAGUUCUGGCUCAGUUAUUAUAGAUCUCUAUAUACUGGUUCAUUGUGUUUGAUAAAUUUUAGAUAGGGGCUGCGGUGGCUGUGUGGUUAAGGUGUCACGACACUUUAUCACUAGCCCUCCACCUCUGGGUUGCGAGUUCGAAACCUACGUGGGGCAGUUGCCAGGUACUGACCAUAGGCCGGUGGUUUUUCUCUGGGUACUCCGGCUCUCCUCCACCUUCAAAACCUGGCACGUCCUUAAAUGACCCUGGCUGUUAAUAGGACGUUAAAAACAAACCAAACCAAAUGUUAAAUUUUAGCAAACCUGGUAUUAUGUAUCAUUCAAUAAACCCAGGGAGUAACACAUUACAUCUAAAGCAUUAUUUAGUUGAUGCAUUGGCUUAUUAUUGACCAAUGAAAAAGCAGUUGGUUCAGUAUUCUGUUUAUUUAAAAUUAGUAUAUUUAUCUGCGAGCUUAUUACCCAUUAGGCAUGGGUUUAUUGUCGGAUGAAAAUUGCAUUUAUUGUAAAAACCAAAAGUACUGUUUACUGUGAGUUUUGACAUGGAACAAAAAAUGUCUUAGAAACAUUUUGAUUAUGGAUAGUAUAAGCCUACAGAGCUAUAGAUUAAAACUUGCAGUUGCUGAAUUGAGCAGAAUAUCAUAUUUUUUUAUAUGCCUGUCAGACAUUGACGGAAUUGACGAUUGUAUGAUAUUUAUGGUAUCAAUAUGUCAUCAGGCUUGUAGUGAUCAUCAUUCGGUGGCCGAGUGGUUAAGGUGUCCCGACACUUUACCACUAGCCCUCCACCUCUGGGUUGCGAGUUCGAAACCUACGUGGGGCAGUUGCCAGGUACUGACUGUAAGCCGGUGGUUUUUCUCCGGGUACUCCGGCUUUCCUCCACCUCCAAAACCUGGCACGUCCUUAAAUGACCCUGGCUUUUAAUAGGACGUUAAACAAAAACAAACCAAACCAAAGUGAUCAUCAUUCAUCAAGCUUGAAUGUUUCAUCACAAGUUUUUAAAGGCAAGGUUGGAUAGGAAUCCUUAUUCAAGUCCUCUGUUCAUUUGUGGUUUGAUUUUCGUUGACCUUCAUGCAGAGAUGAAGUAUACAACCAAUGUGAUUUGAACAAUCUUGUGCUAAGUACAUGUAUUUGGUAUCACGGGUCAAAGUUGCAUAUACUUUGACAUUUCUAGUUAUAUUUUCAUUAAUUUUAAAUGGCAGUGGGCUUGCUUCUUUGUCUUAGACAUUCCCUUGUUAUUUCUGCAGAUUUGAAAAUGUGUUUAAAAAAAUCAAGUAGACAAAUAAAUUUCUAUUGAUGGAAGUUGUAAUUUGAUGUACAUAUAAUAAACAUUGAUUUGAUAUGAUCCUAUUGGUUGUUGUGAAGACAUGCAAAACUGCCAUAUACCUAGCUAUAUACAUGUAUAUAUAUAGGCCUACAGGCGACAACCUAAUGGUACAGCCAGUUCAGGUAAACAUUCUGAUUCAGUGAUUGACUCAGAUUUGCCAACUAUUUGCUCACACCCUUCAUACUUAUAAAGUUCCAUAUUUAUAAACCUAUUUGGUCUGUACAUAAUCAGUAGAGAAUCAAAAGUUUAGCAAAAAAUCACCAGAAAUUUUACAGGAUAGUCCUGUUGUUACAUUUUCUGGUGGAUUACUGUAUUUUGAUAUUCACCUAUUUUUAAAACAUUUGUUUUCAUCAAUGUAUGAAAUGGCAUUAACUCAUAUUACCUGGUUGGUAUGCAUUUAGUUAAUGAUGUCAUUGGUUUUGUAUGGUUUUUAUAUUACAUCCCAUUGAUAAUUUGUCAUUUAGAGUCACAUUGUCAGUGAUAAAGACUUAAGCUCAUACAGCAUGGAAUGUUUGUGAGCAGAUGUGAUGACCUAGUGUCUGUUGUCAUAUUUUUUUUUAAGUUUUGUAAAAAGAAAAAAAUCUGAGGUACAUGUAGUUACACUGUACUUAUUAUAGGUAUUGGUAUUUUUAUUUUUGGAGACCUUCAGUUGUAUCUAGAGAGACAAUAUAUAUGAUAUACAUUUGGCCUGUAGUUGGCUGGUGUGAAGAUCUUAAGGUACAUAUAUGACCUUGACCCAUUUUGGAGGUCAUACCGAGCAAUAUAGAAGAAUAUUUUCCAGCCAAGAAAAUCGAAAUGUCAACACAGUACUAAUAUUUGGUAGAUGAACUUGAUGGUAAAAACUUUGUUUAAAUUAUUUAUCAUUUGAAAUAAGACAGAGCUCCAGGCGAGAUAUAUUUCUGUUGUUUAAUAAUUGACGGUAGAAGUUGGUAUUUUAUGAAGCAUUGCAACAAUUAAUAUCAGACAUAAGUGCUUAGCUAUUAAAUGGCUGUUAUUUAAUAUAUAUAAUUUUUCAUUGAUAUACUAGAUGUACAUGUAUGUUGAUAUCACUAGCCGUAUGGGUAUUUUGUGUUCAUGUACAAUAAUUGUACCUAUAAUGAAAUUCAAUUUACAUGCCUCAGAUGAUUAAGUAAAACAUGUACAAGAGAUAUUUGACUGAAGAAAGUCUGUUUUACACUUAAGGAUGUAUACUACCUUUCUACAAAGUCAUCUCCCCUCCAGAAGAGUUCUGCCCUGAAAAGAAUAUGUAAAGGACCUUGUUAAUUCUAAUACUGUUCAAGUGUUUGAUUUAUUUAGUACAUAUUUGAUAGUGCCAUACAAGAAUGUACUUUGUGUAAUUCAGAAUUACAACUGAGAAGGCAGGAAUGAAAGGGAGAUUGUUUAUUGGAUAACUGGUAUAUAUGUAGUAUUACAACUUUAUCUAUAAUGUUCGUUUAAAUACACACACAUUUAAUUAUAUUUUGCAGUAAAUAUCUUGCAGUAAUGUUACAUUGUGAAUAUUUUGAUAAAUAUUUCAUUAAUGAUAAGUAUUCUGAUAAAUAUUUCAUUGAUUGUAAGCAUUUUGGUAAAUAUUUCAUGAAUUCAACAUGAAUGGUAACAGGAUUACUAUGUAAGUACAUGUUCUUUGUAAUUUGUCUGCUUACAAACACUGUUAUUAUAGUAAAAUUAAAUAAAAACUACACAAAACUGUACAGUAGUAUGCUAA